Molecule: messenger RNA, 1984 nt
Organism: Mucor mucedo
Lineage: Eukaryota; Fungi; Mucoromycota; Mucoromycetes; Mucorales; Mucoraceae
Exons: 4
Coding region: 125-1879 (584 amino acids)
Cellular component (GO): cytosol
Molecular function (GO): flavin adenine dinucleotide binding; NADPH-hemoprotein reductase activity; FMN binding
Source: RefSeq, a predicted model, not a curated record
GCUAACCCUGUGACUGUAUCUCUCCCACGUUUAGAUCUUUAUCAGAUCUUUUGGGAUCUGGCAUAAAUAAAUAAAAAGUCCGGGGCCCGCAAAGAGAAAGAGAUAACUCUCUUUUUUUUUUAUCAUGUCACGAUCGCUUGUUAUUUUAUAUGGAUCCGAAACAGGGUGUGCUCAAGAUGUUGCAGAAACCUUGGGAAGACAAGCUCGUCAUCGUCAUUUCAAGACCAAAGUCAUGGCCAUGGAUGAUUACGACAAGAACUUGUUAAUUGAAGAAGAAUUCGUGAUUUUUGUUUGUUCUACCACAGGUCAAGGAUCUGAACCUGCCAACAUGAAGAAAUUCUGGAGAUUCUUGUUACGUAAGAAUUUACCGCAUGAUAUUCUGGCUGAUUUAAACUGUGCAGUGAUUGGAUUAGGCGAUUCCUCUUAUAAAAAAUUUAAUUUCCCAGCAAAAAAGUUAUACAAACGAUUACAACAAUUGGGUGCCACAUUACUCGUCGACAGAGGCGAUUGUGACGAUCAGCACUACAUGGGAUUAGACGGCGAAUUUAUCCCUUGGUCCAAAACUCUCUGGGACACCGUCAUGUUACGAUUCCCAACGGACAAACCCGCCAUUCCCGACGAUGUCUUGCUACCUCCCAGCUUUCAAUUGGAAUUUCUAUCCAAAGUGGAGUUACAACAGAGUACACCACCUGUCACUUUACCCGGUGAAUUCAACUUGAUCAUCAAAGAAAACAAGCGCAUCACGGCUUCCGAUCAUUUCCAGGACGUACGUCAUGUCUCACUCUCGUGUGAGGAGAACGAAGAAGGAUUCGGGUAUGAAGCGGGAGACAUUGCCGUCAUGAUGCCACAAAACCUAGUCCGCGACGUCAAUGUCUUUUUGGACGCCAUGGGUUGGUCCGAACACGCAGACGAAGCGAUCCAUAUCUCACCUACAAAUGAAGAUUUCACGUUACCACCGCAUUGGCCACCCACCAUGACUUUCCGUGAUCUCUUUGUCUACCAUCUAGACAUUUUUGGUGUACCCCGUCGUUCCUUCUUUGAAAUGCUCGCCUAUUUCACCACCGAUGAAAAUUUCACAGAGAAAUUACGUGAAUUUGCUUCCCCACAGGGACAAGAUGAUUUAUGGUCCUAUUGCAUGAAACCACGUCGUACCGUGUUUGAAAUCCUGUUUGAUUUUAAACCUUGGGUGAUCCCCUUUCACUACAUUCUGGACCUCUUCCCGCUCUUACAGCCACGCUCCUUCUCCAUCGCCUCCAGUCUCCAGGUCCAUCCGGCUACCAUGGAAUUAUGCGUCGCGAUUGUCAAAUAUAAAACUACGUUGCGAAGUAUUCGACGCGGUGUCUUUACCAAAUGGCUCAGCGGGUUGGAAAAGGGACAGGUCGUGCCACGCGUACGUAUCACCAAGGGAACCAUGACUCUACCCCCACCGCAGGUUCCCUUGAUCGCUAUCGGACCUGGUACAGGUGUAGCACCCAUGCGUAGUUUCAUCGAGGAAAGAAUAGCAGCAGGUGCAUAUGAUAACCUUUUGAUCUUUGGAUGUCGCUAUGCCGCCAAAGAUUACCAUUACAAGGAACAAUGGGAGGACUAUGUGGGAAAAGGACAACUCACCUUGUGGACAGCAUGUUCUCGCGACGAUCCUGAUAAAAAGGUCUAUGUACAGGACAAGAUUCGAGAGGGCGGUGAAGUGAUAUGGGAUUGGAUUGAUGGUGAAGGUGCUAAAGUGGUCUUAUCAGGCUCUUCGGAUAAAAUGCCAGAGGAUGUAGCCUUUGCCUUAAAAUCGGUCUUUAUGAAAUACGGGGACUUGGAUCCAGAGGAGGCUGAAACCUAUUUUAGUAACAUGAUCAAGACAGGACAGUAUCAAGAAGAAUGCUGGGCAUAAAAUAGAAUGACUUGAAAUCCGCUUUUUUUUUUUUUUUUUUUUCUGCAGUGAUUAUAAGAGUGAACACAGAUUAAAAAAAAAAUCAUGUUUUUUUUUAUUAUUGUU